Messenger RNA from Aplysia californica (California sea hare), 557 nucleotides. RefSeq lists its product as uncharacterized. The coding region runs from base 140 to 475 and encodes 111 amino acids. The record is from RefSeq and is a predicted model, not a curated record. NCBI's taxonomy places the organism in Eukaryota, Metazoa, Mollusca, Gastropoda, Aplysiida, Aplysiidae. The transcript has 5 exons.
CGUUUUUUUUACGAACUACGAAUUAGAUCUAGCCUACGACACUGAGCACUGUUGUCUUCAUCCAGAGUCAAGACUUUUUCGACGAUCUAGAAUCUAGAGUCUUGAUCUAGACAUAACAUCUAGAAGCGGGACGUAAAAAAUGAUUCAAAAUCCCAGUAUGCGAAUGGAUAAUUUGUUCUACAGUCUCAAAGAAUUACAGAACGAAAAGGUAUGUCUGGAACAAAAGCUUCAUGAACAAAAGAGGACCAGACACUCACUUGAGCAAGAACUAGAGCAAGUGACCAGCAAAUACUCGCAUAUCCAAGAGAAACAUAUGCGUAUGUCAGAGACGCUUGCAGUGGCACAGCAAAAGGUGGAGCAGAGCAUGAAAACUUUCAUGAGUUUGCAAGCUGAAAUUGAGCGGAAUCGACCAAAAGUCCGUGAAGCCAAAGAGGAGAUUGAGUCGGAGAGGAACGCUCAGUGUCAAUUACUGUGAGUGAUACAACACUUACAGAUGUUGCACAGUUGCACCACAGAACGCAAUAUAUAUAAGGUGUUUUCAAAACAUUCAGUAGAAG